UGAUGAUGCUACAACAUGUCUAAUAUAUCUUUCAUAUUCUAUUCCCUGUUUCUCAGCAGUCGACCAGGUAGACCUCCGAAACGAAACAUUCCUCUCUCACUCACACCAACCAUCCAUGGACUCUCACGUAUGGGACCCACCCUCGACCUCCUCAAAAGGCCCAAACUGGAAAAUGGUCACCACCGUCUGCCGUUCAAUGGAUACGAGCACUUGGCUGCAGCCUCCCCGUACCUCCUGGCCACCCACCCAGCAUUCCUCCCAUCCUCCCUCUCCAUGCCGACCAACCAUCUCACCGCAUCACCCGCUAAGGCUGCCGAGAUGCACCACCUUCACCAUGCCGACCUGGGCGCCGCCCACCUUCACAACCUGCACAAGCUCUCCGUAGGCAUCCCCAGAUCGAAUUUCAUUGGACUACAAGUGCGCAGUGGACAAUACAGAAUGAAGUCGAGCCAGCCCAGCUCUCACAGCCACGCAUCGGUCGACAUCGACGACCACGAGGAAGACCUGGAGAACGGGGACAUGUCCCCGCGCUCCUCGGACGGCCCCAGCCCCAGGAUGGGCGGCUCGCAGGGAGGCCUCUCCCCCAAGAGCGACUCGUCGUCGGCCAUGCACGAAGACGAGGACGAGAAGGAGAGCGACCGUAUUCACCAGGAGGCGAUGGCGGCCAUGGAACACAGCCUAGGUACACGAGAUUUGAUCAGACAGCACCUUCAAAUGAUGACGAACGCGAGAGAAGAGAACAAGCCCUCUGGCAUGAACGGUGCUCUCUCUGAGGGAGCCCAUUCAAGAGGGGAGGAGUAUGAACAGCUCCAUGGCAACAGCACCAGCCAAUCAGGGAUGCCCCUGCCUGGAAUGACAGCUACUGAUAUACUCUCACACCAAGUGGGUCCAUCCUCCAUGGAGACUCUCCUGACCAACAUCCAAGGCUUACUGAAGGUAGCGUCCGACAACGCUCGCCAGAGAGACAAACAGAUCAACCUAGAGAAAGCUGAACUGAAGCUUGAACUGUUGCGUGAGCGGGAACUCCGAGAAUCAAUGGAGAAGCAACUGGUGGCUGAACAGAGGAGAUUUGCUAUUCUUGUCCGCCGUCUCAAGAGGGAGAAGCGCAGCCGAAGACGGCUCCAGGAGCAGGCAGAGUCAACGACCCAGCAGCAGCAGCAGCAGAGGGAACGCGAGAGGGAACAGCAGAAGAUGAAGGGCUCCUUGUCAGACCAGGAGCCAAGCAGGAGCCCACCUAUUCACACCAUCCAACCCAUCCAGGCAGUGGCCCAGGAGUCCAUCAGGGCACUCAACGGAGGAGACAGGAGGCCCAGCUGUCCAGAUGUCUAUGAGAAAGAGGAGAUGUCGCCCGAGAUGGAGAUUGAUCGAGAGAGGGCUAACUCAGUGGUGAGGAACGAGGCCGUCAGCCGACUCCAAGGUAUUAACGGAAGCUCGCAUCCUUAAGGCGACAGAUGCCAGAAUGUACUUCAAGAACUCCCUCCUCUUCAACCCCGGCUUGGCCACGUAAACCGCGCCCAACCUGGUCUCCAUGGCAACACUGCAUCCAGGCCCAUUGGAGUGACAUGCAUGUAAAAAGUACAGGUACUGCUUGACCUUAAUUGACCUCUGGCUGGGAAGAAGGAGCCUGAAUCCUUACACAAAGGCAUUAGAAAAUGGAUCGCUGAAACAGAAUACGAAGAUGAUUUACUACUUGUAUGUGAAGAUGUACAGAGGACGGAUCCUGUAUAAAGAUGACCUCAGUUGACCUUUAAUGGCCUGGCAAGGAGAAAUGCAGCAGUGUGGACUUUUAGUUGGAUGUACAAAUGAAAGACAUUGUAAUUAUUGUAGCUGUCUUCGACAAGGUGGUGUCCACAGGUAGUGUAUCAGAGAAAACAAAAAUGCCAUUUGUGACGCAAAGACUUUGGGCAAGAUAGAGAACCUUUUAGAGGAUGUAUAUAGUAUUUUGUGAGCAAGGCUAUUGCGGAUUACGACGAAUGUGUGCUGUGUUGGUAUUCUCAUACCUUCUCAUUCUACAAGUGGUAUAUUAGAGACAGAAUAGACCUUUCUCCUCCUGUGUUGGUAUUCCGUAGGUACCACUUGAGUCGUCGUCGAUGUAAAUUGAUGUAAAUAUGACCUUGCAAUUCUGACCUUAACAACCGUUGUUACGACCAGGACUUUGUGGUAGUUCAGUUUGGUCUCUUCUGUGUCACCCUCUUUGAACUAUUUAUGUAAAAUAUUAAAUCUUUAUGACAAACAUGGUAGGUUAGAUUUUAAAACUGUGGUUUCAUUGCAUUUUACAAUCCUGUAACUUGCCAUGGAAAUUUAUUUCCUCAACCACCAUCAUUUCAUCACUAUGCCAAAAUAAAUGAUAAAGAACCAAAGCUACCAAGUGCAAGAUGGGAAAUCGGUAAAAAUGACAAAUAUAUAACCUCUAUUUAAUGGUAAUCAGUUGUAUAAAGUUUAGCUGUGAAAUCUCAGACAUGGACAUUACUUUAUGUACAUUACUUCCCUGACUUUGUAUAUUUAUUAUUUAUUAAUCAAUUAAAAUUGCCUCGGCUAGAUAUAGCGCUGGCAAGAACAAUUGGUACUGUUGUAAAGUUUUUUAAAAUUUAAUUUCCAUUUGUUUUUGCUUCAAACUGCAUUCAUUAAUCAGAAAAGAGACAAUCAGCAACAAGCAGCUGGUACUGCGAAGAUGAUUUCAUCAGUUGUGUCAGAGGUCAUGAACCUUGACCCCUGUUAACUUGUACAAUGAUAGAUGUCAAAUAUUGACCUCACUAUGUUGAACAGCACUUUUCAUUUGCCUUUACAAAUUGAUUUUAAAUGGCAAGAAUUUCUCCAAACCAUUGUAUAAUUUUUCUUAAGUAUAGUUCUCAUAAACUUUGCAUCAUAAAAAAUGUGUUAAUUUUAGUAAUUUGAUUUUGUAGAUAUCUAUAUAUGUACGAUGCUCCGUAUAUUCCCUAUAAUAAACGCAAGAUGAUGUAAUUUCCAACAUGACUAAAUUGCAACUCUGACCCUGGUAUAUUUAAAUUGUAAUUAUCUCCUUUUUUAGCUCUAAAUAGCAAAACUAAAAAUGUGACAUACUUGCCAUAACGCUAUGCAGAUUCUGUACAUCUCGCAAUUGCCAUUAUAUCAUUUGAAAUAGCAUACAAGAUGACAAAUAUAUAUAUAUAUAUAUAUAUAUUCAUAGUUUUUGUGCUGCGACUGAACUCUUUAACAACUAACAUUUUGUUUUAUGUUUUCGAAUUCGAAUACAACGCAUAGGCAGGGAUCAUGAAAGUCUUGAUCGGCCAAUCUAUGCUAUGAUCGGUGUUUGAAUUCUAUCUCGACAAUUAAGAUAUAUUUAACUCUUUAACUACUUAUACACAUCCUCCUUGCUACCCCAUUUGUAAACUUAUUCCAUAUUAGGUAAACAAAAAAAGAUGUUUUCUUAGGCAAAAGCAAAGCAAAGCAUGCGUGUCACUGUUAGCAUCCAUUGUGCUUUCUCCCGCCCUCUAAACUCUUGCUGAAGCUUCCUUCUUGUUUAGAAUCAUUUGUACUAUGUUGCAUUAUUUGACUUUGACUUUGGCCAGUAUGUGUAUUUCAAUUGUAUAGUUUAUAUGCUGUACACAAUUGCAGCAGGUGUAUUAUAAUGACCCUGAAAUUGAUAUAUUAUUAUGUAAUAGGUGUUUGUCACAUAAAGACUAGAGGGUGCAAAGAAGAAGCAAACAGGGUUUAAGUGCAGAAAUUGUUACCGUAAAUGAUGUUAGUUAUGUGUAAACAUUUUUUUAAAUAAUAACUAUUCAUUUGAAAUACCUAGAUGUAGUACUAAACGACAAAAGAAGAAAACAAAUGUUUAUAUAUUUUCUUCAUCUAACUAAAAAAAUGUAUUGAAAGAAAAGGCAUUUCAUCUGUAUCAAAUCCAUGUUAGGUAUUUAAAUGUUAAACCUGAUAUAUUCAUAAGAUUUUUAAACAUUGUUAUGGUUUAUGUUUUUCAGUGUCUAAACUCUAAAGAUAGGAACUGUUCUGAAUAUUGGAUCUUUUCUUUUGUAGAUCUCUGUGUUUCCAUUCUUUCUGUAACCUCUGACAAUAGAGGGUGAGGAAGAUUGGAAACCAUUUUCAGCAUUAUGUUCUGAUGUAGGAGGGAAUGGAAUAAGAUUGAGAUUUGAAUACCAGUCUCUAUUGCGGUAGUCCUUUACUCUCCCAUGUAACUUCAGAGUGUUAGCUUUCAUACCUUUUCUAAUAAUCUUUUUAGGGCUUGAUCUACCAAGUCACCCCAUGCCGACUUUAACGAUUUAUGUGCAUUGAUGUAAUAACACAUGAUACUUGAAUGACCUAGAGAACUGUAUAAUUAUAGACAUUCCUGUUUUGUGUCCAUUUGUAUAUUAACCAUUGUAAUUAACCAAAAAAUAAAAUUUUGAUGAUCAUCCUAUUCAUUACCUGUAGUUAUUCUGCACCUUAUUUUUUCCAUCAUAUAAUUAUUGUUUUUGAUAUUUGAAAGGUUUUUUUUCCUUCCUGUUCCAAUAAAAAAAAAAUCUCUUUUUGUAUUUGAUUUUGUGUUGUAGAAGUAAGAACAUUAUAUUUUCAUCUCAGGUUGGCAAAGUUUCAGAUAGAUGCACUGACUUAGCCAUGAUUUCUUGUUUACCCCACCUCCAAUGUUAGCAUCGAAUUAGGUUUGUGGAGAGUUUAUGUUUUUCUAUUUAAAAGAAAAAGAAAGUUGAAGUAUGUUUAUGUAUGAUAUCAAUCAUGUCUUAACAUCAGUGAUUUAAGAAUACUCGAAAAUAACCGCUCAAAGUAUGUGUUCAUGAGGAAAAGUGAAAUUGGGGCAAACAAAUUCGCUGGCUUCAUGUCAAAAAUGUUGAGGCAGGUUCUACGAGGGCAUGCAGGUGAUAUUUUUUUACCUGAUUGUUUUUGUGAAAUUAUGCAGAUAUGUUUCCUCUUUCUUGCUUCAUAUCGCAAGCUAUAGCAUAGCACGCCAUUGAUUAAACCAGAAUAUCUGAUUAAAUAGAAAACCCUCUUCUAAAAAUAUGACAUAAAUUAUUACAUAGUCAUGCUGGACAAAAGAGGUCAAAGGUCAAUUCAUACUGGAAUAUGUACAGAACAAAAAUGUCUUAAAACAACUUUUAAUGUUAUAAAGUGUUUCCCCCAUAUCUUUGUAUAUCUACGGUGCUCACUUUAUGAAAUAUUCUGCUACAAUUAAAACCACCUUUUAUUGGAGCUCUCUGUAUGAGAAAGGUUAUAAAUGUGUGACUAUUGACUUUGCUGUAUACAUCUUAUUCUUGUAACAAAAUUGUGUACAAACUACAGAUUUUGAAAACUAGAGGAACAAACGAAAAAAAAAUGCAUUAAACUAUUGUAGAUAAAUGUGUCUUGUUAUUGUAGAGUGUAGAUGUCAAUUGGUUUCAUUUAUAGGUAGCGCAAAUUCUUUCAUUUAUUAUUUUGUCAUUACUAUUUUGUUGUCUCAUCAUCAUCAUCUUUAACGUUGUUAUCAUUUGUUGAUUUGUUUGCUCUUUCCAAAGUAAAUAAUUUCUUUUAAUUUAUUAGGGAAGCGAUAUUGCAAUAAAGUUUGGGCCCUUGAGCCCACAUCGAGUUCAGUGUAAA
Strongylocentrotus purpuratus (purple sea urchin) is the source of this 5556-nucleotide messenger RNA. RefSeq names its product dachshund homolog 1. Bases 16 to 1443 code for a protein of 475 amino acids. The record is from RefSeq and is a predicted model, not a curated record. NCBI's taxonomy places the organism in Eukaryota, Metazoa, Echinodermata, Echinoidea, Camarodonta, Strongylocentrotidae. The transcript has 11 exons.